Molecule: messenger RNA, 4252 nt
Organism: Haliotis rubra (blacklip abalone)
Lineage: Eukaryota; Metazoa; Mollusca; Gastropoda; Lepetellida; Haliotidae
Product: transcription factor E2F5-like
Exons: 9
Coding region: 37-1110 (357 amino acids)
Biological process (GO): regulation of transcription by RNA polymerase II
Cellular component (GO): RNA polymerase II transcription regulator complex
Molecular function (GO): RNA polymerase II cis-regulatory region sequence-specific DNA binding; protein dimerization activity; DNA-binding transcription factor activity, RNA polymerase II-specific
Source: RefSeq, a predicted model, not a curated record
GAUUUCCCAUAAUGCUAUGCGACGCUUGAAAGCACGAUGGCCGACCACACUCCGAGUCGUCAUGAGAAAAGUUUAGGAUUGCUAACAACUAAAUUUGUAUCACUUCUUCAAGAAGCAAAGGAUGGAGUAUUGGAUCUUAAAGUCGCGGCAGAUCAGUUAGCUGUACGUCAAAAGAGGAGGAUAUAUGACAUCACCAAUGUCUUGGAAGGCAUCGGGCUAAUUGAAAAGAAGUCCAAGAACAGCAUUCAGUGGAAAGGUGCUGGGCCAGGAUGCAACACCAGGGAGAUCUCAGACAGACUUGUCACACUACAGAAUGAUAUUGACGACCUCGAACGUCAAGAGAGGGAACUUGACCAGCACAAACUUUGGGUGCAGCAGAGUAUAAAGAAUGUCACAGACGAAGUUACAAAUACCAGAUUGGCAUUUGUGACACAUGAAGACACGUGUAAGUGUUUCAAGGGGGACACGCUUCUUGCCAUCCAGGCACCAUCGGGAACACAGCUAGAAGUUCCCAUUCCAGAAAUUGGUCCAGGGUAUAAGAAGAACUACCAGAUCCAUCUAAAGAGCCACGCAGGUCCUAUCAAUGUCCUACUUGUCAACAAAGAUGCUGAUUCAACAAGUCCUGUCGUUGUGCAAGUGCCACCACCCAAAGAUGACUCUGCUGAAAACCCAUCCAAUCAAAACGUGGACCCUACUACACAGGGGACAGGGAUUGUUGCCAUUUUUCAGCGGUCUCCAGUGAAGUCGCCACUAAAGCAGACACAGCAGGCCAGUCUAGAGACAACAGCCCCCAUUACCAGAAUGGCAACACGAUCGUCACCAAGGAAAAACUCACAGGAGCAAAUUCCACAAGCUUCCACAUCUACCUCCACAAGCAGCUUCCCAACAACACCAAGUGGCCUUGACUCUCUUCCAUCUGAUAUGCUCUUUGACCCCUCACGGAGCGACUACGAUGUUGAUGGCUCUUUCAUUGAUGACCUCAUUACUUCAGAAGCAUUUGCUCCCCUUCUCCGCCUGAGUCCGCCACCAAGUGAUCGGGAUUACUACUUCAACCUUGAUGACACUGAGGGAGCCUGUGAUCUCUUCGAUGUGCCGCUAUUAUCGAUUUGAAGAUAUCGGCAGUAGCAACUAUCUUCUUCAAAGACUUUAAGAUCCUCAUGCAAAUAGUGCUUACCAAUUGUGUUCGUGCAUGUCAGCCAAUUGGAUUGGUGCAUUGAUGACUCGACCAAUCAGUCUUGUGCAUUUUGGGCUGGACGAUCAUCACAUUUCCGUCUGUCUCAUGGAAUUACAAUAGACAAGCUAGUGUCGCUGACAACCAAAGCAAGUAGCUGUGGCCGCAUACAUAGUGUGGUCUCUAAGUAGAAGACUGAAGUGGAUUUGGCCAGGUGAAUCCAUCAGAAGCAACUGGACAAGUGGGUAUGUCUUGAGCUUUGUCGCAGGCAGACACAAAUGGGUUUGGUCUUGCUCAGGCAUCGUCCUUGCAAAUAUGCCACAAGUUGACUCUACAAGCAUCAGCAGCUCGACAUGACAGAUGGGCAUGGCCAGAUUAUCCUGUGCAUCACAGGCAGCCACAGUAACAGGGCAUGGCCAACAGUGGAAUUAUAACCACGACUAGUUCAUUGAUUAGAUCAUGAAACAACUUCUUUGUUCUUUAUAAACCAUGUAUACUGACUAACAUGACCUUUAGUUGUGUCAUGUUAUCCUUGACAUAUUGCAGCUGGCAUGGUUAGAAUAUAAUGAAGUUGUAUUGCUAAGAACUUAAACUCAAGAAUAUCAGUAGAAGGUAUCGUUUAGUGUACACUAUUUCGAUACACUCCUACCUGUUAUGUUCAGAUGAAUGAUUAGGUUAGGUCAACUCAUAACAAAAUGUGAUCCAUUUCUCUGCUUGUCUGUUUUUUAUGUAGAACUUACAUAUGAAUCACUUUCCAAAUCAGACUCUGUAACUGUACAGUUUUGUUGAAUAACAUUGAUGUUAUUAAGGUUGUAUGUCAUGAAAUGAGGGUUACCAUGCCAUAAAUGUCAGGGACUGGUCAUAUUAUGAGGGAAGGUGGGUGAAAUUAUGGGCGAAGUGUGCGCAAAAUAUCACAGCUAUAUCAUACUUCACAGGAGCAUGAGAGAUUAACCUCUAUUUUGUUCCUGUAACAAAUAACUUGUAAUUAUUUGAAAUGUUUUUGUGGAGUUUCGGAACAAAAAUGUUAAAUGGGGUUUGGGGAUGUGUAAGCCAUGACAUACAGUCCUCUUUCUGACCCAUCUUACCACCUACUUCCUAUAAUUAAUGUGCGGUGGGGUAGUCUAGUUGUUAAAGCGUUCUCUCAUCACACUGAAGACCGGGUUCGAUUCCCCACGUGGGUACAAUAUGUGAAGCCCAUUUCUGGUGUCCCCUGUCGUGAUAUUGCUGGAAUAUUGCUAAAAGCGUCGUAAAACCAAACUCACUCACUCACUCCUAUAAUUAAUGACCUGUCCCUAAAGCCUUAUUUCUGGAAAAAGGUUUUGAAAUCGGAAUUAUACAAAGAUAGAUUAUAUAUGUUACCCUAUUGAUACAUAGUUUAUAUAGAAGUUGUAUUCUCAAAGAUUUUGCAUUCUUUGUAUUUCAGAGUUUAAUAGAUGAUAAGUUGCGAAGUCAGAUUUAAGUAAAAUGUUUAUUCAGUGUUGAAGCUAUUGAAAGAAAGAUCAUGAAAUAAUCUCAUGAAUAUUAAUAACAUUCCUGUCCCUUGAAUGGGUUGAACAUGUUGAAGAUCUGAGAUUUUCAUAAUGUAAUUUUGUUUUUGUUUUCCCAUAUUGUCUGUAUUCAAAUGGAAAAAGUUGAGAUUAGUUUGUAAUUGCCACUUAUCAGCUGAUGGUAGUCAAUGAUUGUUCAACAUAGGAAAAUAUUAUUAAUCAAUGGGUAGCCAUGGUAACCAAAUUCAUGUGUAUAGUCAUUGAGUGUAUAUCAUAAUUUGAUAAUCACAAUAAUGUGUGUAAGCUGUAUUUAUGGGGUUACAUGUUUUUAGGAUCAACGUGAUAGUGGGACCAUAUUUAUUCUCAUUGUUUGAUAUAAAAAUCCUAGUGUUACCAAAGGAAGGGUUGAACGAUCUGCUAUCAUAAUCAUUAUCAUGAUAAUGGUUGGCACAUUAGAGGAACUGGAAGGUGUAUAUAUUUGUAUAUCAUGAAAUUCCAAUCUAUAGUCCCAGAAUGAAAAGGUAAUGUUAUACAAUACAGAUGAUUUUAUAGAGAAAUGUACUUUAGAUUAUUACAGUUUUGAUAACCAAUUUUUCAAAAUUGAUUUGUAGUCGGAGGAUUUUGUUUUCUUUUUCUUUAAAAUAAAAAUAAUGUUCAUAACUUCAUUUAUGUUUACCACAAUCUUUUGGCUUUAAAUAAAUAAAAUAAAUUUGUCAUUGUUUUAUCAAAUGUUUGUCUAGAUCUGUGUUUUGCUUCUCACUGCCUGAAUCAGGAGCCAUAGGCAUGUUGGGGGAGAUUUGUGGUUUUCCAAGGAUAAAUUAUGUGACAGUUCAUUAUUUCUCUUUCUAAACAUGCCAAACCGAUCAAAUAUUCCAAGUUGGCCCUGUUUGUAUUUUAACCUGUAGUUGAAUGAUGGUAAUCAACAGUUUUGUUCUGGGACUGUCCUCACUGGUUGACUGUGCACAACAAGCAGUAGACGUGUGACUGUAUAUCCUGUAUAUAGCUCGGGCACGUUCACGCGAUGUUCAUCUAUGCUUUGUUUUAAGUACGUCCACUCAUUGUUGUAUAUUUUCGUAUUUUGUACGUUUUCUACCGACACCGAUCACACUUUACUGUCAAUACCGUUUCUACAUGCAUGUAGUGUUAUGAUCAAUAUCCUCUCAUUACUCACACAUGUCAUCGGUUCCCAAUUGCGUAGAUCGAUGCUCAUGCUGUUGAUCACUGGAUUGUCUGGUCCAGACUCGAUUAUUUACAGACCGCCGCCAUAUAGCUGGAAUAUUGCUGAGUGCGGCGUAAAACUAAACUCACUCACUCACUCUUCAGCUUUCUACUCCCAGAUGACACACACCAUGAUAUAACUUGAAUAUGGUUCAUUGUGGCAUUUAAACCAACUCACUGCUAACAUUGUGAAUUAAUCACCUUCCUUGAUGUAGCUUGGUCCAACAGGUAUGGACAUGAUGGAAGAUUCUAUGAUUUAGGGGGCGGUGAAUUUGGGUUUAACGUUGUGCUGGAGAAUAUUUCGCUCAUAUGACGACGUGCAUGCAUGUGUAUGUAUGUGUAUGCAUAUGCGCGGCUGCUUGUAUUAGCCCAGACU